Molecule: messenger RNA, 2956 nt
Organism: Panicum virgatum (switchgrass)
Lineage: Eukaryota; Viridiplantae; Streptophyta; Magnoliopsida; Poales; Poaceae
Product: BTB/POZ domain-containing protein At5g66560-like
Exons: 4
Coding region: 707-2590 (627 amino acids)
Molecular function (GO): protein binding
Source: RefSeq, a predicted model, not a curated record
CCACAUCUCUUUUCCCUCCUUUUUGCAAAGCUUUGUUGGGUGUUGGUUGACGCAAGAAAGUGUCGCCCCGGCCGCCCUUUCCCCUCUAUCAUUUCCCUUUCACUUUACACUAUGGUCUUUUCCCUGCUGUCCAAAUCCAAGCCGUAGACCCUAGACCGGCAGCAGCAGUAGCAAGUGCAAGUCUAGCCCCCCAAGAACAUUCCAAGCGUUCCAAACGGAAGCAGGAACUUUCUACAGGCCCCCACCAAUGGUGGUUUCUUGUUUCGUCCAGCGCUUUGCCUGACAUGGAGUGGUUAGCUCACACCUCAAAUCCUGUACACCUCAUCGCCCUCCCCCAGCCGAGAGAACACGCGCUAAAAAAAGGCAGUAGAUGAGCGGCGGCGGCCAGCAAGCGGAUCGACGAUGAGCGAAGAUUUCCAACUAAACCAUGAGCGAAACAACGAGACGUUGCUUUCCAUACAUACAUGUCAUCGGCUGGCUGUGCUUCCUUGUUUAUCCCCAGCAAUAACUUCCUGCUGACAGCUGACACCGCGGGGGAGGGAGUAGGAUUCUGAUGCCAAUUUAUUUGGCCUGGGAGGCGCCCUGAAUUGCCACACCUACCAGCCCGCCCAGCCCAGCCGCCCCAAAUCAUACGGCGACGGGCGACGUCUUCUCCUUCUUGCUCCGGAUCGUAGCUUGACGGAGCGUACCGGGCAGGGCAGCGGCCAUGUCGGCGUCGGUCCGGCACGGCUCGUCGAGGGCCCAGGCAUGGUUCUGCACCACGGGGCUGCCCAGCGACGUCGUCUUCGAGGUGCACGACAUGACCUUCCACCUACACAAGUUUCCGCUCAUGGCCAAGAGUCGCAAGAUCCACCGCAUGCUCACCGAGCAAGAGGAGCAGCGUCCGGCGCGAGGGCGACGGCGAAGGACUAGUGGCGACGGAGGCGAUUCCGGCGAUGACGGUGCUGCGGAAACAGAGAUUGAGGAAGCAGAGGAGGUGGAGGAAGAGGAGCGGGAUGAGCAGCAGCAGGUUAGGAGGGAGGGCGACGGGCCGGUGUACAGCAUUGUCUUCCCGGACUUCCCGGGCGGGCCGGGCACGUUCGAGGCGGCGGCCAAGUUCUGCUACGGCGUCCGCGUCGACCUCACCCCCUGGAACGUGGCGCCGCUGCGGUGCGCGGCCGAGUACCUGGAGAUGACGGAGGACCACGCCGAGGACAACCUCGCCGCGCGCGCGGAGGCCUACCUCGAGCAGACCGUGCUCCGGCACCCCGGCGACGCCACCAAGGCGCUCAAGUCCUGCGAGGAGCUGCCGCCGCUCGCCGAGGAGCUCGGCAUUGCUGACCGCUGCGUCGAGGCCAUCGCCGCGCGUUCGUCGGCCGCGUCGCGGUCCUGGUUCGACGACCUGGCCGUGCUCGGCCUGCGCAUGUACAAGCGGGUCAUGGCGGCCAUGGCCGCGCGCGACGACGUGAGGGCGGAGGCCCGGGAGAGCUGCCUCGUGUCCUACGCCAGGGGCACCAUCCCGGGGCUGUCGAGGUCCAUGCGGCGGCGGCUCGCCUCCGCGCCGGUGUCGUCGGAGGUGGAGCAGAGGGAGCUCCUGGAGGCGGUGGUGGCGAGCCUCCCCGCGGACAGGUGCUCGGGGCGCGUGGUCACCGCCAAGUUCCUGUUCGCGCUGCUGCGGACGUCGCACAUCCUGCGCGCCUCGGGCGCGGCGAGCGCGGCGCUGGAGCGCAAGGCCGCGACCCAGCUGGAGCAGGCCGCGCUGGAGGACAUGCUCAUCCCGAGCUACUCCGGCGCCGCGGAGACGCUCUACGACGUGGACUGCGUCGCGCGGAUCGUCAGGUACUUCCUCGCCGAGGAGGAGGAGCUCGCGUCGUCGUCUUCGGCCGCGAUUGUGGAGGAGGCCGCCGCCGAGGUGUCGCGGCCGUCCGCCGUGGCCAUGGUGCAGGUGGGCAAGCUGGUGGACUGCUACCUCGCCGAGGUCGCGUCCGACGCCAACCUGAAGCCCGCCAAGUUCUGCGAGCUCGCGCUGUCGUUGCCCAACCACGCCCGCAUCUACGACGACGGCGUCUACCACGCCGUCGACAUCUACCUCAAGGCGCACCCACGGCUGAGCGCGGAGGAGCGGGACAGGGUGGUGGGCGUGGUGGACUGCCGGAAGCUGACGGUGGAGGCGUGCACGCACGCGGCGCAGAACGAGCGCCUCCCGCUGCGCGCGGUGCUGCAGGUGCUCUUCUUCGAGCAGCUGCAGCUCCGCCGCGCCAUCACGGGCGCGCUGCUCGCGCCCGCCGGGCCCGCGGCGCGGCAGCAGCGCGCGGGCCCCGGCGAGGGCACGACGGCGCUGGCGCGGGAGAGCCAGGUGCUGCGGCUGGACAUGGACAGCGUGGCGAGCCGCGUGCAGGAGCUGGAGCGCGAGUGCUCCAGCAUGCGGAGGGCCAUCAAGAAGAUCGACGGCCGCGGCGGCGGUCGCAGCCCGGACGGCGGCGAUCGGUCGGAGCCCGCGGCGGGCGGGUGGAGGGCGCGGCACGGGUGCAAGUUCAGCACGCAGGUGUGCGACUCGCAGGCGCGCAACGUGGUGGCGUCCAGGGCCUCCAGGAUGGGGAUGAGCCCGUAGCCCAUACGUUCAGUUGCAGGGGUCGUCUGUAUCCUUCGGCGCUCGAUUCAAGCAUGAAUUUUUUUCAAGGAAUCCCACGCAAUCCUAUAGGGAAUCAGCAGCAACCUGAGACGAGAACGCUGAGAAGUUUCAGAUCGUUAACCGUUGGGGAGAUCCGAGAUCUCAGGACCCCCCACGUUUUCAUCUCUGAUCCAUGGGCCUGGAAGGCACCGUGUGCGCUGUCUGUACCAGGACAGGAGGCGGUUUGUAUAAUGUAGCAAAGCAGGAUUCGUUCAGCUCGUUUCUACUGUACUACUCGAUCGCGUACAUGUGCUAUAGUACCAAACUCCAAACUUUUUCACCAACUAAACACACCCUCAGUUUCUA